GAAACAGUAGAUUUUUUGAUAUUUUACUUAUUUUGUGCAUUUUCUUUAUUUUAUAUUUUUCGGAUUCUGUAUGAUGCAUUUUCCGUAAAAUAAUAUUAAUCAAAGGUAUUGAAAACAAUUCAUCCUGUUAGAGGUUGGGGGAACAUUGAAUUACCUAUGUUGUAUUGUAAGUAUUUACAAUACAUUUGAAAUAUAACGGUCAUGUUGGACAUCCCGGAAUAAAAAGGCCGAUUCAAAAUUAUAUAGUAUUGCCUGCCUAUAGAAAAUUACCAGAAUCACAUUGAAAAAGUACUCGGAUUUUGGAGUUGACUUGGAGUUAUGGAAACGUCAAAUAAUGGCAGUUAUCACUCUUCAUCUGAAUGUUUAAAAAUGAGGGAAUUGAUUGAUGCUAUCAAUGAAUAUUUGAAAACCAGAACAGAAAACAGUGCUCUGAUAAUCAAAAAGAUUCUCCAGACAUACAGUGUUUCAAUUGACGUCAGUGCUUUUGAUCCUGAUACAAGUCUUGGUGCACAAUUUUAUGUCAGCCUCUAUGAACUUUUCACAAAACUUGAACCACAGUCACCUAUGGCAUGGGAUUGUGUGGAUGUACUAUGUAAUGCAUGUCGCAACUGUUCAGCAAGACAAGCUCUCAUUGAUACCUACCAGUUUAUUCCAAGCUUGUCAAAGCAUUUAGGUGACCAGCUCAGUAAUGUUAAGAAAAAAAAGCUCCUGAGACUCAUGCAGGAUUUAACAUGUGGUAUCAAAUUAUCAUGGCAGAUUCCACAUUUACCUCAUUUAUUGAAAACACUGACAAGAUGGAUAGAAGAUAAAGAUCAAGACAUUGUAUGCUCAUCUUUGUGUGUUUUAGUUAAUCUGUGUUAUAAAAAUCUGCCAGCAAUUUAUACUUUAUCAACAAUUGUGGAUAUCAAAAAGUUCUUACGAUUUUGUUUGCCAUUGAAGGGGCCGUUGAUAGAAGUACAAGUUUGUAAGCUAAUGAUAAUUUUGGAUCGAUCCCAUAACGAAGUAACAAAUAAGACUUUGUUGAAUCUCAUCCAUCCAACCUUCAUUUCUGCACUUGAAUCUCUUACGAGAAACGACCCUGUGAUGCUUGGUCUGGUCAUCUAUUUUUUCGUUGACGUGGUCAACAGUGAGAGUGUUGAAAUUCUGAAGCAAUAUUCACAUUACAAUGAACAAGUAGCAGGACUCAUACAGCUGAUAGAAGUGAGGAAUACUGCUCCAGACUCAAAUACGACUCCAGUGGCUUUACAUGAACCAGAAUGCGUAAUGCUCAUUUUAAAAUUUAUAUAUACAAUGGAAAUCAACAAACUUGCGGAUUUAUCCAGUUUAUAUCCAAGAAUAAUCAAACUUGCACUUGACUGGUUGCAAUCUGACAGAGUUUCAUUUCAAGCUCUCAUGUUAUUGACAAUUAUAACAGAAAAUGCUUCCAUGGGGGAUGACAAGAAGAAAGUUUUGAAGUUGUUAUCUGCGAAAUUGCCAGUGUUUUUAUCCUUACUUCAGUCUGAUUCUUCGCCAAACAAUAUAGAAGGUUGCAAACGACUAGGAUCUCUAUUACAGUUACUAAGAACCAUGUUGAAAUCAACUUUCAUUUGUAAAGAUGUAUUGCAGUCUAUUAAUGAGACUGUGAUAAUGAAAGUGUUUUCUCCUGUCUUAUCGGAUGAGCUAAGUAUGGCUAACUUACCAAAAUUGAAGGUGAACGAAAAUAAUACAACUUCAACAGAUUACGUGAAUGCCUAUGUAUAUGCUGUUGGGUUGGUAAAUGAGCUAUCACAGCAUGAUGCUAGGUGGUUGGAGUUACUUAGUACUUUAAUGGAAAAUAGAACUAUCCAUGCCUUCUAUGCAUUAGCUCUUUUUGGUAGUGAACCCAAAGUCAAAGAGUUGGUUCUAGAAAUGUCAAAAUAUCCACGAUUUCCUAUUCAAAAAGUGGCUUCAGCUAUGGAAUUAUCACAAAAUAUGUUCAGUAGUAAUAGGAAACCUAGUCCCCCCAGCGUACACGGAUCUGGUGAUAUGGCUUAUCCAAUUCUGACAUAUGCACAGAUGGAGAUGUUGGAUGAUACUAUCCUCAGUUUGAAGCGACUUGUAAACGAAGAAAACAUCUCUAACGUAUCGACUAGUCAAGUAAUGGAACUCUAUCAGUACAAAAUAGCUUCUUUAUCCCACUCGGAACUUUCAGCAACUAAAAGUUUAGAAGCAGCUUCUGAACGUUGUGUACACUUGCAACAUCGUUUGGCACAAUUAACAGCAGAACACAACAAACUCAGUCAGUUGAUACACCAAUAUGAAAAUAGGAUAGAGAAGUCAAAUCAAACAAUUGAAGAGAUGGGGAAAAUUUAUUUAAGUGAAAAACAGCAGGCGAAAUCUGACGUCGGUAAAAUGAAAAAAGCUCUUGCUGACAACGAGAAUGAAUUGAAAGAAACAAAACUAAAACUGCUAGAAAUGACUGAAAUGAAGAAUAAUCUUGAACAGGAAGUUGAGAAGCGUGAGCAGGUUAUUCAAAAAUUAGAAGAAUAUAGCAACCGAGUGAAUAGGCAGUUGCAGAAAAAAGAAGAACAACUCACAAAUGCAAAUAGGCACAUAGAUACUCUGAAUUUGCAAAAUCAAGAUCUACAAAAAAUACUUAGUCAGAAAGAGGGAAAACUUUCAGAAAUUACCAAACAAUAUUUGGCAACUAAAGAAAUUCUCACGACCAUAACAAAAGUGGCGAAUUCUCAGAUGCCUUGAGUGUGAUGAAGGAAAUGUAUGAGAUAAUGACAUAUUCAAUUUAUAUUUUUUCAUGCCUCUGUGAUGUAUAUAUUUUUUAUAAGUAUCUGAUAUAAAUAUAUAUAUUUUUUAU
This is a messenger RNA of Phaedon cochleariae (mustard beetle), 2830 nucleotides long. NCBI's taxonomy places the organism in Eukaryota, Metazoa, Arthropoda, Insecta, Coleoptera, Chrysomelidae. The record is from the annotation of a GenBank genome assembly.